This is a messenger RNA of Drosophila ananassae, 1307 nucleotides long. RefSeq lists its product as uncharacterized. The record is from RefSeq and is a predicted model, not a curated record. Bases 100 to 1233 code for a protein of 377 amino acids. The transcript is spliced from 2 exons. Lineage: Eukaryota; Metazoa; Arthropoda; Insecta; Diptera; Drosophilidae.
CGAGUAGCUUUGAAAUAGUUGUUAAAUGCUACAAGACAUAUUCAUAUCGUUCUACAAUUUCUACAAUUGAGUGAUUAAAAAAGAAAAAAAACUGAAAAAAUGGAUAAACCGUGCCAGUUGUUUUCUGCAAGCUUAAAUAAAAUUGCUUGCAAAUUAAUGGUCAAGGAAAGAAAAGAUGGAAAGCCGAAAGUACCAAAAGGUAUUCUAGAUGAAUAUGAAAUGUAUAUUAAACAUAUGUCCCAGCAUUUGAUGUCGAACUUCGAACUGGACCAUCCCCUAAAUAUAACCAAAAAUAUUGUCGAUGAUACGUAUAAUAUCCAUAUUAAAGUAGAGUUUCCAUUCAAACUGACCCCAAAGAGAGACGAAAUGCGUUCCGGUUUUGUAUUUUUAUGCGCCGAUGAAAAGGUGGAUCAUCCCGCUGUAGUUGAUGGCUAUCUGGAUCGUCUAGCCCUCGUUCAUUGGGUAAAACAAAAAAUAUUAAUGCCAUUGGGUUCAAAUCAACUUAUUCACGUACCGGUGGUGGAGUUUGACUACUCUCAGUUUCCGAAGGAAUAUCUUCCCAGUAAGGAAUGUGGUCUACUGCAUCAUACAUGGUAUGCAGUACCGAUUAUAACAACUCCCCUUGAUAGGAGAAGCUUCAUGGUCUGGGCUCCGGACUGGGAGAGAUGCGUAAUGGACAGUCAUCCACAAAGCCGGGCCCUUUCGUGCCUGCUGAAGACUCUCUGUUUGGAACGAUUUAAAGAUGAGAAUCAUAUGGAUAAGCUGAUCCGUUCUUUGCUGCUGCACGAGAUACCCAAAUUACCCCGCGACCUAGGAGCUAGUCUGAUGCAUCUUCUUGAGACCUUAGUGAAAAGAUUGUCGAUGGGCAGAUUGCCACCAAUCCUAGUUGAUAAUGUCAACUUGCUAUCGAUGGACAUGGAAAGCUUAGAGAAGUUUCACGAUACAUUGAAGUCAUUAUUGAAGUACCUGAGAUGUCACAUUGAAAAAGCUAACGAGUUUCCUAAUGAUAAAACUGACCCUAAUGCAUCAUUUUUACAAGAUGAUAAGGAGAAGAAGGAUGAGAAGAAGUAUAAUUCCGAAGAUGAGGAGGAAGAUGAGGUGGACCAUAAAGUGGAAGAUGAUAUUUUGUUGUGGCACAAAUAUCUUGAAAUUAUGUUUGGUUUAAAGCCCGACCCAUCCCCAUAUCGCAAUAAGGGGAUAUCCCACAAAAAAAAUUAUUUUCACAACAAAUAAUUAUUUGCACAUCCCAACUUCGACAAGGGUUGUAUUUAUAAUUUAAUCUUAAUUUUUAAGAAUAACAUAAAUAC